Molecule: messenger RNA, 977 nt
Organism: Daucus carota subsp. sativus
Lineage: Eukaryota; Viridiplantae; Streptophyta; Magnoliopsida; Apiales; Apiaceae
Product: gibberellin 2-beta-dioxygenase 8
Exons: 3
Coding region: 1-972 (323 amino acids)
Biological process (GO): gibberellin catabolic process
Source: RefSeq, a predicted model, not a curated record
AUGUCUCACUCAUACCUUGAUUCAGAUAUAGAUAUGAGUAAACAGGAAGAUGUUAUUGAUUCAGACAAUCUUCCUGUCAUUGAUUUUCAGUGCAUAAAUGAAGAGAAACAGAAGCUGCAUGAAGCUUGUAUGGACUGGGGUAUAUUUCGUUUGGUUAACCAUGGGAUUCCAUCUGGUCUUUUGAACCAACUACAUGAAACUUCCAAACAGCUUUUUCAUUAUAGCUUUGAAGCAAAACAAGGGCUGUUUAGCAACAGCCCUAUCACAUAUUUUCGAGGCACACCUGCCCUUGACUCACAAGGGAGGGCUUUACAACCACCGCGAAAUGUUGAAUGCAUGGAAGGUUUUAAUGUUCCUCUGAAUCAACUUCUGAGUACUCAUGCCAGCCAAGAUGAUGAUGCUUCAUUGCCUGCUUCUUUCAGAGGUUUGAUAGAAGAAUAUGGUAAGCACCAGUCAAGACUUGCAGAAACGAUAUAUAAAGCAAUUACAGAGAGGCAAAAUGAGGGGCUAGAAGAUUUCCCCUCCUAUCUUUCAUUAUCAACCGGAUUCCUACGGGUCUACAGGUAUCCAGCAGUGUCCCAGCUAAAUGAAUCAUCAUGGGGCAUGGAUGCCCACACUGAUAGCUCCCUCAUUUCCAUAUUGAAUCAAGAUCUUGUUGGUGGCCUUCAAUAUUAUAGGCUGGGUCGUUGGUUUCAUGUCUGUCCUAUUCCCAACACAUUCAUUGUCAAUCUUGGUGAUUUAAUGCAGGCUAUAAGUGAUGAUGAGUACAAGAGUGUGAAGCACAGAGUAAGGUUGAACAAGCACAAAGAAAGACUAUCCAUAGGCUACUUUGUGUUCCCAGACGACGAUAGAUUAAUACACAGCCAGCGUUAUAAGCCCUUCUCUUAUUCUGAUUUCCGAGCUCAAAUUCAACAAGAUCUUGAAACUGUUGGCUACAAAGUUGGACUCCAAAGAUUCAGACGAUCUGGUUGAUAUUA